AUGCAGAGGUUCAAUGAGGAAAAUGUGCAGAUACCUGAUCAGAAUGAGCAGGUAACCAUAGCUGCCUUCACCAACGGGUUGAUUGCGGGGAUCUUCCAUACUGAGAUACAUCGGGAUUACCCCCGCACACUUCGGGAACUCUGGGAACGAGUAGACCAAAGAAUCCGAAGUGAGGACCUAAACCGCAUGAAGCGAGAAGCUCAAGCUGCUCGUACUGGGCAAGAGUCCCGGAGGAAAAAAAACACCGGCCGAAAUGAACAAGACCCAAGUGGCUCAUCGAACCAAUUCCGAGACCGCCGGAGUGUCUUCAAUCGGAUCGUAAAAGGCAGGUCGUCCACCUCGGACGCCGAACUGACACCGCUCAAUUCCAGCAGGUCUCACGUCUUGGCGGUGAUGAGGCAAAAUCACUUCAGCCGAAUCUCUCCUGAGAUCCCGGGGAGGAGAGAUAAGAGGAACUCCAACCUUUAUUGUGCCUACCACCGAGAUGUCGGACACGAGACCGAAGACUGCAACGAUUUGAUGCGAGAAAUCGAGAACUUAAUCCGCCAAGGAUACUUGAAGCAAUUCGUCCGCAAGGAUGGAGCCCUCAACCGAAGCGCCUCCCACCGGGAGAGCCGGGACCCUGGCCGAGAAGACAGGCAGGACCAGCGCCCACCGCGUGACGGAUCACCGAGCUAUGGCCCUAACAUCGCCAGGGUGAUCAACACAAUCGCGGGUGGCCCAACGGGAGGAGACAGUCAGAACUCCCGGAAACGGACAUACCGCCAGGCCGGCAUGGAGACGGCUGAGCCGAGCUCCCGGUUUUCCGAGGUGAUUACCUACGGUCCCAGCGACCCUGUCCCUGCUGCCUCCAGCAAUCAUGAAACUCUAGUGAUCGAAGUUCUCACCUAUAAUUAA
Coffea arabica (coffee) is the source of this 897-nucleotide messenger RNA. RefSeq lists its product as uncharacterized. The record is from RefSeq and is a predicted model, not a curated record. NCBI's taxonomy places the organism in Eukaryota, Viridiplantae, Streptophyta, Magnoliopsida, Gentianales, Rubiaceae.